GAUAUACUUCCCACCAAACAUUAUCAGAUUUCAGAAAUACCUUCGAUUAAAAAAUUUCAUUACUCAGCCCUCUUGAAUCCCCUAGAAUUCGAAUCAUUUUCUAUCGGGCUUUUAAAGUUCUUUCUAUUUUUAAAGUCGAGAGGAACUGUUUUGAAUACUCGGGGAUUCAGAGGUUUGUUCUUUUUUGUUUAGUUUCCGAAAAUGCAAUCACACCGGAAGAGAAUUCACAGUUCCCGCGAAUAGUUUUCAUCCAUUGCAUCGCAUUCCUUACUCGUUGUAUCUAUCUUUGCAUAGAAUUUGUCUCCGUAUGCUGCCUGAAUAAACUUAGAACUUUAUUUCAAUCCAUUGGCAAACCCAUCAACACAGAACAGAAAAGUGCUUUGUCAUAACUGCCUCUAUAGUUUUCAUCUGAACAUCAAGAUUCACGACUUAAGAUUUUCCAGUGUCCCGAUGUUAAGUAUUAUGUUGAGCUCCCUGAAUUUUGCCUCCGUUGAAUCAAAACAGUUGCAUUGGAUGUAUGGUCAGGUGAGGUGACGAAAGUUUGAAGAAGAAAUUCUAGAAGAAUCUCUUGUUUUCCAUAUAGAUUGAAUCGCCAAGCAGAAUGGCUCUGCUGGUGAUUUUCACCUGUUUCACCACAUUUCAAAGAGACCUUAUUAGGAAAAAUAGAGAUGGACUCAUCCUAUUUUUAGUGACGUUAGUGUUCGCCGCAUACUUGUCCAUGGGUGGCGCCAUUUUCAAAAUAAUUGAAGGUCCCCAAGAGGACAAUGUUGCUGCUUUGAAGAUUCUAGGUAACUUGAAGACUAGAUACCCAAGCAUUACUGAUGAAGCCAUAAAUGAUUUGUUUCAUCAGCUGUCGGCAACUGGAAUAAAAGGGCUUCCAGACGGCAACCAGAAGCCCAAGUGGACAUUCGGAAAUGCAUUCCUUUAUAGUAUUACUCUCCUAACAACAAUCGGUUACGGUCAUUUGUCUCCCCUCACAGCAGUAGGAAAGAUAGUGACAAUGGUGUACACAGCAGUUGGUAUACCAGUGACAUUAUGCGUUAUGUCACUCUACGUAUGCCGCCUCAUGUCGAUCGCGGCCUCCUACAAAGCCUCGCUGUUUCGAAAGCUGAAAGGCCCUCUCACUCCAGUACAGAUCAAUUUCAUUCACAUCAGCACUAUUAUGACUUUAAUACUGUUUGGAUGUUUCUUGAUCCCGGCAGUCAUCUUCGAUGCUUUGGAGGAUUCGUGGAACUUUUUGGAUUCACUCUAUUACUGCUUCAUUUCCCUGACAACAGUGGGUUUAGGGGACUAUGUACCCGGACAAGACACCCAGAGUGAGCUCUACAGAAUUGGAUCAGGAAUAUACAUUCUGUUUGGAGUCAUUGUGAUGAUGUUCAUGUUGGCCCUGUCGUCCGACUUCUACAAACAUUGCUACGAAGAGGUAACUUUACCUGUCACCAUACAUCAUACUGAAGAAGUUUCUAUCCACAAAUCAAAACUUCCAUCCUAUGGUGCAGUAGGGUUACUACAGUCAGUCAAUGAAGAAUACCUGAGAGCAAUACCUGAAGAGCAGCAGAGACUACUACAACCAUGAUGCUCGUACCAUUGAUUUUGACGUUGAAUAACUCGAAUCUUCAUGUACUAGGAUUCUAUCUUAUAGGCUUAAGCAGGUGACCUCAAAUAUGCUAAUUAAUUAGGUGCUGUAGCCACAAUCAAGGAAACAUGAACACCAAUAGUUUUAUUAAGAGGGUGGUCUAAAGUUUGGACCCCUCAAUGUUACUUUUACUUUUGGAGAACUUUAACAUAUCUCGAAAAUUUUUUCAGAGAAUCAAAAAAUUGUUGCGCGAAGUUAUAAAAUUCGUUUAUCCAAAGAAAUCUCCUAUAAAUUUAAAGGUUAGAAAUCCUUAACCAUUAAAAAAAAGUCUUGAUAAGUUAACUAGAGUUUUUUUCUUUUUGUUGUCUGAUUUAAGUAAUUUAAAAUAUCACCUGCACAAAUUAAUUAGCAUAUUUGAGAUCAUAGAAGAUUGAGUUUUAGAACGUAUGAUCAUUAAGUCAUUCAAGAUGAUUCCUUUUUUUUUUCUUUCUGCGUACUGUACAUCGUUUGCCCGAAAAGUAAUGUCGUAGAGUUGAUUAAAAAAUAUGUAUUGAUCUAAUAGGUUCAUUCAUCAUAAAUCAUUUCUAGCAAGCUUACUUAGGCACUCUAGUAAGCCUUUUUCAGAAUGUUAUUUAAAGAUUUGGUGCAAGCCUCUCUUCGCCAAUUGUUCCGAAAUGAUACCCUUUCAUGGGAGUAUUCAAAUGCGCCGGAGACAAGAAGAGAGAUCUGCACAUCAGAACUUUUGAGUGUUUGGGAAACCAUCUUUGGAUCAGUCAGGAAGUGGAUCACGAAACGGAAAGAGUGGAAAUGCCUGUGAUUGCGGUUAUGGUGAUGUUUUGAAUAAUCUGCGAGGUCUGGUUCAGACUUUUUGGAAUGCUUAUUGUCUGUUCCUUUAAACAAGCGCUUAAACGAUGGUUGGUAAGAGUUCUGGAAUUCAGUUUGUCGGUCGUAGUCAGCCUUUGAGAAUUGAAAGACUUUGCAAAAAAUGCCUAUUGCCACCAGUAGGCCCCUUUACCAAUUACAACCAGUCGGAGUAAGCUAGCAGGUGCAUAAGCUUCACAAUAAAAUCAGUGCACACACCUAAAUUUUUAUUUUUAAUAUCAUUUCAAGCUUAUUUGAAAAUAAAUUCCUUAUUGAUGUGCGUUAAUAAUUUGUAUUAUAGAAUGUGGCUUAUGUAAAAUAAAAAAAUACUCUUGAAAUUGUGUUAUUUAUUGAGAACGUCAUGCGUUCAUAUUUUGGAUCAUCACAUAAACAGUUUUCCUAACAUAAUAAACUAACAGAUUUUUGGUCA
Messenger RNA from Parasteatoda tepidariorum (common house spider), 2867 nucleotides. RefSeq names its product potassium channel subfamily K member 6. Gene Ontology annotation, biological process: potassium ion transmembrane transport; stabilization of membrane potential. Gene Ontology annotation, cellular component: plasma membrane. Lineage: Eukaryota; Metazoa; Arthropoda; Arachnida; Araneae; Theridiidae. Gene Ontology annotation, molecular function: potassium ion leak channel activity; outward rectifier potassium channel activity. The record is from RefSeq and is a predicted model, not a curated record.